Exaiptasia diaphana is the source of this 4493-nucleotide messenger RNA. RefSeq names its product tyramine/octopamine receptor. NCBI's taxonomy places the organism in Eukaryota, Metazoa, Cnidaria, Anthozoa, Actiniaria, Aiptasiidae. Bases 2008 to 3105 code for a protein of 365 amino acids. Gene Ontology annotation, cellular component: membrane. The transcript is spliced from 2 exons. The record is from RefSeq and is a predicted model, not a curated record. Gene Ontology annotation, molecular function: G protein-coupled receptor activity. Gene Ontology annotation, biological process: adenylate cyclase-activating adrenergic receptor signaling pathway.
ACAUUUGCUUUCUUUAACUUCACUUCGAUAAAUUUGGAAAUCCUGUUCUUAAAUUCUGCUUAGUUACAAAAGUAUUCGCCGCAUCUAAUGUUUACUUGAAUAUUCCCAGGUCGGAGUUAAAAUUGUCAGAAUCAUUCGAUUCAGUGCUUUCACUGUAUUUCCUUGAAUCAGUUUAGCAAGCACGUACCCGCCUUCUUAUAACAUCAAGGAGUAUCGAAGUCUCUCCAGAAAAUCGCCCCAAGGGAAAACCGCCCGAGGCUUAAAAGUUGCCGUUUGAAAACGCGAGCUCGGGUGCUCGUUGGGCCCAUCACGUUUUCAUUCUACAUGUCGAUUUCAACAAUAAUACGGUUUGUGAAAUAGUUUUAUUUUAUUUUGCUAUUCGUUCGGAUAAAAGUAACAUAUCUCUAAUAACUGAUGUAGGAAUUCAUCUCUUUUAGGUGUAAUACAAUUCUAUUUUGGUCUUCCUAUGAGAAAACGAUCGUCAUUACCGCGCGUCGCUGAAAUACCGCUGUACAAACUUAUUGCUGAACAUCUAUUAACAAUAGAUACAUUGUUGUCCACAAAUAUUUGUUCUUUUUGUCCUGUUUAAGCUUGUAAAAAAAAUCAAUUUCCGCUAAAGUUACAUUUAUGUUUGCAUACGAGGAGGUUUCUUGUCAAUAACCUUUAGUCAGUUGUAUAGAAAGGCACUUUGCACUGAUACAAUUACCUCCAUCCCAUUUCGUUUCUCUACUAUAAAAUCGCUUAUCAUUGUGCUUGUCGUCUCUCCCUUCUUCGUUCGAAUGUCUGUCGUUUUUUUGUACUAAUUCAUUUUAUUAUCUUUGUUUUGUGCUGCUAUGUUUUCGAUAUUAGUAAUAUAUUCUCCAGUCAUUAUUUUCUAGUCAUUAUUUUUUACUUUUACUGUUUUAGACCGCUUACUUUUUCAAGAUAUCAUUUUGUUUCUAGCUGUAGUUCCUUUUUAGGCUCGUUCCCACUACCUCACCCUUUAACUGACUCACGAUUGCCAUCACUUAACAAAGUCGUGCUUUUUACGAUGAUUUUGCCAUCAAAAUUAAUAACCUCGUGCGGAUGGCGAUCUCGUAGCGAUAUCAUAUCUUAUACAACGUGACAAAAUCCUACAUAUCUAAUUUUGGCAUAUGGAACUCAACAUGUCUGAUAAUGUAUAUAUUUUCUGCAUUACUUUCAAAGGAAAAACUCCUUCCAAUGAUGUAAUUUACUAUACACUUGUAGUAAAUAUUUCGUCGAUUUUACAAUGGAAAGCGAUAUCGUAUUUAAGACGUCAAGAAUAGAUAUUUUGCUUUCUUGGUGAUAAGCCGGUAUAUAUAGUCGAUCCAUUAAAGUUUUGUUUUGAAAAACCAAGGAAGUAGGCUUUCAAUGCCAUUUCUUCUAGCACGAAUAUCGUUUUGAAAUAUUUCGAUCAAGAACAUUCGAAAACUGUAUUUUUUAUCAUAUAUAUCCCUAUAAAUAAUAGUUACUGUUGUUAUAACCCUUAGAAUAAACCUUUACAAACAAAUUGCAUAUUGUUUGAGUUGUAGCCAAGUUGUCUCUGCACCGCUUUUUUGUCUCUUUGAAGGUUUGUAACAAACUGAAGAUAAUCGGAUUAAUAGACGAUAUAUUAUCAUAAAUCACUAGUCGGUCUUGAAACACCAAAGCCGCUUUACAGAAAGUGCGGUGGAGUCAUUUAACGAACUCAUUUUCAAUCUGCUACAUCCACUGUCAAAAAAUAAGAGCUUUUUUCUUUACAACUACAAGUUUGAGAAAAGUCAAUUAGAAAAAGUACAAUCCACACCUCUUUUGCUGGAUUACCUGAUGGGUAUUUGCGCGUUUGCUAUCCAUUAUCAAGACAAGUUGGGCAAGCCAAACAUCUUGACUUGAAUGAUCAACCUUAGAAUUAAGCGUGUUUAUUGGUUUCCAAGAGCAAAAACCCAUUAGAAAGGGUAAACAGGGUAGACACGCUACAGUCAUCUUCAUACUGGCAUGAUCCAUAAGAUUACAUCCUAAGACUUCAUAAUGAGUCAAGGUAAUGCGUCGCUGGUCCAAGCCAACAGUACAACCCCUCUKCAAUUCAGCUUCCACUAUCACCUAAUUUUCAAAAUCUUCUCAGCAACAAUCAUGGUGAUCAUCAUCAUCGCAGCCUUGUUGGGCAARCUAUUGGUUUUGUACGCUUUUUUCAGUUAUCACCGUCUAAGAAACAGUGUAACCAACUACUACAUCGCAAGCUUGGCUUUUUCMGACUUACUAACGGCCGCGUUAGUGGUCCCRAUUGAACUGGAUAUAUUUAUUAAGGACUUUGUAUGGACCCAUGGUGAGGUCGUGUGUCGUAUGUGGUCCACAUUAUAUCUAUUAGUCAUCCCGGGUUCGAUCAUUAACCUAUGUGCAGUAACUCUUGACAGAUUUAUUGUUCUUAGAGUACCACUACGAUAUACUGAACUCAUGACUCCAAAACGCGCCAUGGUCGCCAUCAUACUAUUAUGGUCGUAUGCAUUGAUUACGGCCUGUCUUCCUGUGCUUGGCUGGAGGAGCAAAGAGUUUCCAUAUUUCGUUAUCACAUAUUUGAAUGGCUUGAACUGCGUCUUUGUCCUGACUAAGGGAUACGUAAUCUUGAUUAAUAUCGCCAACUUUCUCAUUCCAAUGAUUUUUAUGGCAAUUUGUUGGUCAUUGAUCUAUCAAAUAGCAAGAAAACACCAAAGAAGGGUAAAGAAGUUAGCUCGAAGCAUGUCUGUGAAUGAGACGACAAUGACCUUAACAAUGACUAAUGGUGCUAAUGGCGGAACAUCCAUGUCAGAUGGACAGCAGACAAAGAAAUCAAUAAAAAAGCAUUUAAAAGGGUCGAAAUACAUUGCAAUUAUCGUUGGACUGUUCUUCCUGUGUUGGCUACCAUAUACCUUAUUAAGUCUAGCUGUAUCUAUAUGCGGAGAUGUAUGUUUUGAUGGAACUCCUCAAGAAGUAUCACAUAUUCUCUUGGUUAUGGGCUAUCUGAACUCGGCCUUAAACCCAUACUUAUACCCAUUCCACGACAGACAAUUCAAAGAAGCAUUUAAGAACAUAUUUUAUGAUAUACAAAGUCUCAAGAUAUGGGAAAUAUUUCGCCGGAGAGACUCAACUUAAAUAUCAGUACUAUUUCAAAGACUGUUUACAACGAGCUUAAACACUCCGAGAAUAGGACUCGUACUGAGGGCGGUUGCACAGCAAUGAGUAAUGUUAUUCUCGGCAUAAUGCUCACCAUACACAGGGUAUUGAAACGAUAACGCAAUGCGCAUACACCAAGCGUUUGGCGGGAAAUUCUCAGAAGUAUCUUGUUCAAGGACUAUGAAGUCAGGAAAGCCAAACAGAUUUACCACGAACUGCAAUUUCUUUCCUAAUUUAAGUCAACUUUUAAUUCUAGACGCUUAGGAUAAACUAAUUUAGCAGUUUUGCUAUCCCCUUAAUAAUUAAUAGCACACUUUUGCACUAUUGAAUAAAAUAACCAUCAGCGGCUUGUUUUAUCUUCUAGACUAAAGGCACUUCUAAAACUAAUCAGCUUGCAUCAAUGAUAUCAUAAAAUGAUAAUGAUAUGAUAAUGAUAACUAAAUUGUUAAGUAAAAUAUUGUAGAGUAAGUCAACAGUUAAUUCGCGAUAUCAGUUUGGCAGCCAUUUUGAAUUUUUUAGCCUUUGACUCGUGACGUGGCCUUUUUUGGUAAAAAUGUUUAAUCAUCGCGGAGGAUUUUGUAUUGUAUGUCUGUUGGCGGUGACAUCAAAUCUCACAAGACUCAUUUGCUCAACGCUUUCAUUAGUGGUAAUGAGAAAUGGGUCUCCUCGUGAUAGUACCUAUUAAACCAGGAUUACCCAUUGAACUAUUCUCUAAUAGAUGCACGAGAUCAUUUUCUCCUGCAGAGCCSAGUUGUUCAAAUGCUCUACUUCCUCCUGUUAAUCCUUAUAAGAGAUAAUACUUAUAUUUAAUGGAACCUAUUAACCAAGGAUUAACCGACUAAUCUCCCUUUGAACAACGAGCGCACUGAACAGAUUAGACUAAAAGAUGGUUUCUAGAUAGUUUGAGUGAUAACAUUUUUGAACAGAGAAUUUUUAUUCGUCCAUCUUACCCGAACGAUGACCGACUAUCUAGAGGCUAUCGGGAUGAUAUUUAUUUCUUGCGAACCACGUUCAAUAUCAUAUGGAAUCGUAGACCUUUUACUAAACGAAAUCAAUAUCUCGAGUCACUUUGGAGGAAUYCAAGCCAAAUUACCCAUUUUAACAGAAAUCCAGAUCAUUGSCCACAUCGUAAAUUCGAUUACUUCAGGCUAAUAUAAAGAUUUAUGGUUUAGUAAAAUGGGUCUAUAGUGAUCACAGUCACGUGACYUCGAGUGUUUUAAUGCCCUAUACUGUAAGGGAGUAAGGGGGGUGCAUUCCUCCCUUGUAAGUUAUAUGUGAGGGCGUCUAAUCAUGCGUGUAUCAUAGACGGACAUACUUGUAAAUAUACGUUUAUGUAUUGCUGUAUUAAAGGUCGGUAUAUAACAAUG